GAAAAUGGCUGCCAGUACUGAUGGAAGGGUAUCCUUUGUUUAGGAUUUUCUGCUGCAGAAUUACAAGGAUAUUUUAAAAUGCCGAGUGCUUCUUUCACCUCUUCUCGUUCUUACGUUCGGAGAUCGAGAAGAAAAAAUGCAAACCGCAUUCCUCUACCGUCAAGAGCGAGCUCAGCAGACCCAUGUGAACUCCAGUGUCAUGUGCCAAACCAGAAUAUACCAGGUGCUGGUGGUGCUUCGAGUGCAUCCACAGUGACUGGAUCAAAUGCUGCCGGCAGCUCAGCCUCUGCGGCGUCUGCUGGAAACACAAGUUCAUCUAGUGUAAACAAUGGCACUACUAGCCAUCAGUCCCCGUACGACCUACGUAGAAAAUCCCCUCCUCACCAUGAACCUUCAACAAGUACAAGUAUGGCAGCGUCUUCCACUGUAUCGACUGCUAAUAGUUACACUGCUUCCAUGCUGCCAGCUCGCAAAAGGCCGAGGCGGAACUGUUCAGUAUCAUAUGAUCAAUGCACAACCUCAGCAGCACACUAUCUACAGUAUGAGCUCCCAGAUGAGGUACUGUUAACGAUAUUCAGCUACCUGCUAGAACAGGAUUUGUGUCGUGUUAGCCAGGUUUGCAAGCGCUUCCAGACAAUAGCAAAUGACAACGAACUUUGGAAAAAUUUGUACCAAAGUGUGUAUGAAUAUGAUCUUCCAUUGUUCAAUCCUGCCCCGUGUCGAUUCGAGUUUGUUUCUUCAGAGGACUCCGAACACGCAAAUCCUUGGAAAGAAAGCUUUAGACAGUUGUAUAGAGGAGUGCAUGUUCGCCCUGGGUACCAAGACCUUUCAUUUCGAGGACGCAGCAUCAAUUAUUUUAAUACAGUUCAAGGUGCACUAGACUUUGCGGAUGAGCGUAGUGUCAAUUCUGGUGAAGGUUGUGAAGGGUCACCUGCCAUAGUAUUCCUUCACACUGGUACAUACCGUGGAGAGUUUUUGGUUAUAGACUCUGAUGUGGCUCUAAUUGGAGCUGCUGCUGGUAACGUUGCAGAAUCAGUGAUUUUGGAAAGAGAAUCUGAGUCUACUGUAAUGUUUGUGGAAGGAGCAAAGCAGGCUUAUGCUGGACACCUUACAAUCAAAUUUUCACCAGAUAUUACAUCCACUGUUCCACAUCAUAAACAUUAUUGUUUAGAAGUUGGAGAAAAUUGCAGUCCUGUUGUGGAUCACUGCAUCAUUCGCAGUUCUUCUGUUGUUGGUGCAGCUGUUUGUGUUAGUGGGGUUGGAGCAAAUCCAAUAAUCAAACAUUGUGAUAUCAGCGAUUGUGAAAAUGUUGGCCUGUAUGUGACUGAUUAUGCCCAAGGAACAUAUGAAGACAACGAAAUUAGUAGAAAUGCUUUAGCUGGAAUUUGGGUGAAGAAUUUUGCAAAUCCCAUAAUGCGAAGGAACCAUAUACAUCAUGGCAGAGAUGUUGGCAUCUUCACCUUUGAGAAUGGACUUGGAUAUUUUGAAGCAAAUGAUAUUCACAACAACAGAAUUGCUGGCUUUGAAGUCAAAGCAGGUGCUAACCCAACAGUGGUACAUUGUGAAAUUCAUCACGGCCAGACGGGUGGUAUAUAUGUCCAUGAAAAUGGGCUGGGACAGUUCAUUGACAACAAAAUACAUUCAAACAAUUUUGCUGGUGUUUGGAUUACAUCAAACAGUAACCCAACAAUACGCAGAAAUGAAAUCUACAAUGGCCAUCAAGGUGGAGUUUACAUAUUUGGAGAAGGUAGAGGUCUCAUUGAACAUAAUAAUAUAUAUGGCAAUGCACUUGCAGGGAUACAGAUUCGCACAAAUAGUGAUCCUAUUGUAAGACAUAACAAAAUUCAUCAUGGGCAACAUGGUGGUAUUUACGUUCAUGAAAAAGGGCAAGGGUUAAUAGAAGAAAAUGAAGUGUAUGCCAACACACUUGCUGGUGUAUGGAUUACUACGGGCAGUACACCUGUUCUUCGAAGAAACAGAAUCCAUUCAGGCAAACAGGUUGGAGUGUACUUCUACGACAAUGGCCAUGGGAAAUUGGAAGAUAAUGAUAUUUUCAACCACCUCUAUUCUGGUGUCCAGAUAAGGACGGGUAGCAAUCCAGUGAUACGGGGUAACAAAAUUUGGGGAGGACAGAACGGUGGCGUUCUGGUUUAUAAUGGUGGACUUGGGUUACUUGAACAGAAUGAAAUCUUUGAUAAUGCAAUGGCUGGAGUGUGGAUUAAGACUGAUUCCAAUCCUACAUUAAAACGCAACAAGAUAUUCGAUGGAAGAGAUGGUGGCAUUUGUAUUUUUAAUGGAGGAAAAGGUGUCUUGGAGGAGAAUGAUAUUUUUCGUAAUGCACAAGCUGGUGUUCUGAUUUCCACACAAAGUCAUCCAAUUCUGAGGCGGAAUCGCAUAUUUGAUGGACUUGCAGCCGGAGUGGAAAUUACGAAUAAUGCAACGGCGACUCUGGAAUAUAAUCAGAUAUUUAACAAUCGCUUUGGUGGACUUUGUCUCGCAAGUGGUGUGCAGCCAAUAGCCAGAGGUAACAGAAUAUUUAGCAACCAGGACGCUGUAGAAAAGGCUGUUGCUAAUGGCCAGUGCUUAUACAAAAUAUCAAGUUACACUUCAUUUCCUAUGCAUGAUUUCUAUCGCUGCCAGACUUGCAACACCACGGAUCGCAAUGCAAUUUGCGUGAACUGUAUUAAAACUUGCCAUGCAGGUCAUGAUGUGGAAUUCAUAAGGCAUGACAGGUUUUUCUGUGACUGUGGUGCAGGAACAUUAACUAAUCAGUGUCAGUUGCAAGGGGAACCAACGCAAGAUACCGACACAUUGUAUGAUUCUGCAGCGCCAAUGGAGUCCCACACACUUAUGGUUAACUGAAAUACUUAAUUUGUCUGUGGUGUAUGUAAUACAGGCCACUGGCUCCUCAUUACCAGUUUAAUGAUCAGAGAUGGUUACUUUACACUUCAGUGCAGCACCUGAGAUAAUAAAGACAAAACUUUCAUAAAAUGAGUUAUGUCAUCUCAAGUGUGCCACUGUGCUCGGUAAGAUGUCUGUUGUUUUGCAAAGGCCUAUGUAUAUAACGUGCCAGAUCCCAGUGAUGUGACAAGACAAAUUUAAAAUUUGUGUAAGAAUCUCAUUUUAUACUUAACGUUAUGUUAUCUAUGUGCAUGUGCAGCUACAAACUGGGUGCGUUUGUUUAUUCUUUUGUCCAAGAGGAUUUGUUGAAAAUGUGUUCCAUUUGUUGUAUGAAUGUGUUGUUUGAAUGUGUACUUGUAUGUAUGUAUGAUGUUUGAAAUGAAAUGUAUGGAAGUGUGUAAAUAUAUACAUAUGUGUGUUGAGAUAAUUGAUAUGUAACUUUUGUUAGGGACUUUGUAAGAUUUGUGCUUGAUAGUAUUGAAUGGAAUCAAAUAAAACAACAGUAACUACAUAUUUUUGAAUACUAUUAUGGCCAUUUUUUUAUAAUGUUUUCUUUUUUCACUUGAUUAAUGUCACAUUUCUGUUCACUUUAUUUCACUGUUAUGAUAGUUGGACAUAAAUAAUUCCUAUAAUUCAAUUCUCUCUACCAUAUUUACAUAGUCCAGUGACUCGGAUAGCACAUUGAGGAUAUGUACAGCAUCAAUUUUUAAAUGUCUUAGUGCUGAAACCCAUUAAGAAUUCGUUAUUGAUGUAGCAUACUGAUGCAGGAGGCUUUAGAUCCUUUAGGGAUAUAGACUAAUAAACUUUUUUUAAUAUCUGCCAAUGUGACUUUGCUUACUUGAUGUGCUAUAAGACUUGUAAAUAGACUGUGUAUGUGUUAUUGUGCUUUUUGAAUGAAACAUGUUCUGUGUAACUUGUAAUAGUUCUUUUUUGGUGUGUUUUUUGAUGUUCCAUCUAUUGAUUUUUUUUUUCUUUUUUUUAAUCUGUGAGAGUAAUAUUCGAACUGGUAGUGGACUACAUAUGUUCUGUCAAGGUGUAUAGCUAUGCACACGAAAGUGCUAGACUCGUAUGAACUACUAUUCGUGCAAAAAGAGGAUAAAAGUUGUAAGUUAGAAACCAGUCAUAACGUGCAAAUUUAUUCUUUCCACGAGUCCACUUUAUAACUGCAGAAGUUUUUAAUUUAUCUGUUUCUAGUGCCAUAAAGUGUUGUACGUAUAGAAUGGUGUAUGGUGGUGAAGGCCUGCAGAUUGUGUGUACAGUUCUUGGGCACAGGUCAUUUCAUUGGAUUCUCUCAUCCGAAAAGAAUUACACAAACUUUUGGAUUAAAAAUUUUGUAAUCUAAAGGUUUGGAUGCUAUAUUACAAUUUAACUGUGUAUUUUCCUUAUUCUUGAUUUUGAUAUUUAUAGGAAGGCUUAUUUUUGAAUUUUUUGUUUUAAGACCAGUCACUGCCUAAGUCCCAUAAAUUUCUCGAAGAAAAGCAUUUGCAUAUUCAGAGUAUUAUUGUUCCUCAGUUCUGUAAUGCUGCACAUUCGAUACACUAUGAAAGUUUUUCUUGUAUAUGUCACUUCAGUAGUUACAGAUUCCAGCAUGGUCAACGAAGAUUAUAUUUGAUUGGCUUUGAUCUGUUGUGUGUUAUUUUGAAUGAUAAAUUUAUCAGUUUAGUUCUUGUAUUUUUGUGGCAACACUGUGAAAUAUAUAUGUUCUGAAGUCUGCACUUACAAACGUAUAUGGACAGUGACUAACCCAUAAAAUUAAGUAAUAAUAAUAAUAAUAACUGACUGUAUAAGUAUUCUAGGUCUAAUCUGAAUUGAUGCUUGCUGUAAUGAAAAUAAUCACAUUAUUAAUUGUCAAUGAAUACAAAUUCCUCCCAACCUUCGUCUCUCUCUCUCUCUUUCUCUCUUUCUCUCUUUCUUUAAGAUCUUAGUUUGAAGAGACUAGUCCCCCCCACAUCCACUUUCACAUAACUGUUUCCAUAGUAUGUAUAUUUCCAGUGGUUGCCUAUUUAUCAUUUGUUAGACAGUAUUAAAGUUGAAACACGUGAGUAGUAUAAUGAUAUUGUCUCAUAACCUGAUCAUUUAUUUCAUAAGAAAACAUUCCUUUCACUUACGAAUAUUGCUUGACAAAAGCCAGUGGAAAUUCCUCGAGAGCUUUGGUAAACAGAUAAUUUGAAGAUUGCUGCAAUUAUCAUACAAUAUAUCUGUUAAUAAUGUAGGGCUAUACAGUGGUUAUAGUUAACCUCCUUUGCUGUUAUUGGUCUGUAUUUUAUUUCAGAGUCUUAAAAAUGCUUUUCCACUUGCUGCUGUCUGACAGUUCACUUACCAUUGUUAUGAUUUUCAUACUGCACUCCAAGCACAUACUUGCAGACACAGGGGGAGAUACUCAAGAAGAUUAAAACUUGGGAGUUCAUGUGCAGUUUUCAUCUAAUUACUUCUGUUGCCAUGCAUGUUACCUUUUUACAGAAGAAUUGUAACAUUCCUUCUCAUUCCCCCUCCUCUUCUUGCAUUCCUUAUUUUUCAAAUAAACAGAUGUACAAUUCUUUCCAGUGACACUUGCACAUGCUAAGUACAACUUAUUAAGAAGUACUCCUUUUGUCUUCAAAAUUACACGGUCUAUAACCAUGGCACCAAAUAAUUGAUAGUUCUCUAUGCACUACAGGUGUGUACUUUGUAAUUAACACCACGAUUGUUCACAGGAAGACUAGGAAUGUGAUAGUUUUAUUGCUCAGACUAAUGUGGAUAUAAGCAGCUUUCAUGCUACAUUUAUGUUCACAACAUGAAAAUUAUAUCAAAGUAUCAGUACCAGGCUUUCAUCUAUGUCAAUUUACUGCCCGUUUUCUGGCUUUGCUCAACUUUUUGAAAUCCUGAUAUAUUGUCAAUUUACUACUACUUCUUCUUCAAUCACAAUAAUUACUAAAUGUUACCAUAGUGAAGUUUGUUUAUUUUAACUGCUGUUACUAAGCUUGUAAAAAUUACAGAACAAAGCAAAAGCUUGAUUUUAGUUUAUUGUAAAAAGAAAAGAAAGUUGUAAUUCAAAAGUAAUUGCCAGUUUCUAAAUAUUAUCUGACAUAACUACAGAAUUUGAAAGCUGUGUUUGGGAAUGCCAUUUAUUUCAUUCCAUAGCCUUCUUCCAGUUGAUAUCCACUCAUAACUGAUCCACAUCUGUGAAUUUUUUCAGUUCGCUUUUACACUUCACCAGAAUCUGUGAACAUUGUUUUGGGAAUAAAGAUGUACAGAAAUCGGUGUUUGUUUAUGGUGCUAUGUGUGUGUAGCUGCUGUAGAAACAAUUUUAUUGAGACUAAUAUUUGCUGUUAAACUGACUCAACCAAUGUGUGUGUGUGUGUGUGUGUGUGUGUGUGUGUGUGUGUGUGUGUGUGUGUGUGUGUAAGUAAUUCCACUAUGUUGCGUGUUUUGAAAGUCACUCACAAAGCAUAUGGUUUUUCAUAAUUGGUCUUUGAAUAAGACUUUGUAUUAGGUUAUUGCUGUUUUUCUUUAUAAGAUCUUUAUGCACUCAGUGUGAUGCAAUUAUCAGUUUCAGAAAUGUAUAGAGAGGGUUUUCAUUCAAAUAUUCCCAUUAAAAUGUCCUCCUGUAAUGGCUGUCCAUUAGUUUUGUUGCUAGAAUUUGUAGAUUUUCAUGGUACUGAGCAGUGAAGUGGAACAGGGAUGUUGCCAAGAAUGUUUGUACAACAGUAUUUUGACAGAACUCAAAAUUGCUUUUCAGUUCCUGUCCAUUUAAAACUAUUUUAUCGUCUUCUAAUUAAUUUGUUACUGUGAUACAUUUGGAAUUUCUCCUUUCCUACUGUUUAGAAAUUUUCUAAACAUAUUGCUAAGAUUUUGAUGGUGAAAGAGUUUGGCCCACACAGUCUUUCCAGUACAUAACUUAAAAAUCACCGGUUUGAAUUUCAGAUUCUGCAAAUUUUUAAUGACAAAGUAUUUGCGUUAAUAUUCUUACGUCUUGAUUACAAAGUAAAUAAUAACAGUGUACAUUGAACAUGUUAGUGUUUACAGUUAUUAAUAAAAUAAACAAUGUAAAUAUUUUGAAUGGAGCCACCAGUGAACAUUGGUUUUUUUAAACCAGAUCACCAAGUUUCUCAGUGGUUGGUAUGAAAUGGAUUGCACGCUAAUAUCCUAACAUGUUGAGAAAUUUGGUGGAAGUUGUUCAUAAUGAUACAUUGCUCAGUGUGAUGUCGUAUACUGUACUACAUUUGUAGCUCUGCAUUCCAUUGUGGUUUAAUCUCUGCAGAAAUGAAUUUGAGAGUUUACUGCAGUAUUUAUGCAAACAUAAAUAUAUUGUGAUGCAAGUAGUGAGUGUAAAUGAACAUCAUAUGACCUCCAAAGAGCAACAUUCAAUGACAGUUAGGAUUUUCAAGUAAUUACAGAUAGUGGCCUCAUCUUUGGUGAAGUAGGCAAAUACCAUGACAGUAGCUCUGUAAACGGAUUAGUGGGAUAGAACAAAUGAAGAGGGAUACAGAUGAAAUGUGACAGCUUUACAGAGCAUCAUAGGUGCCUUCUCUUAUCAGAGAGUUUUGAAUCCAGUGGCACAAAUUAUAAAAGGUGUGACAUGCUUUCCACAACUUGUAUAAUUAUUCUUAAGUUCUCUUCCAUGCAAAAGUGCAACUAAGAUACAAUGACAAUGUGAAAUUAUUUGUCACUGAAGCAUGCCAUAUUGUGGAAUUAACCAAAGUCUCCAUUCAGUUUGCAUGUCAAGACACAGCAGGAAAUGUAGGCCAUGUGAAAGAAGAGAGAUCACUGUCAUAAUUCAGUACAAAUAAUGUUAACCAUUGUUGUGCACUUUUUAGCACUUGUCACCAUGCAGUCACUGUUUGCAAACCCAUUAGUCAUAACUAAAACAUGUAAAAAUCUGAAGUAUGUUAAGAUAUUCUGAAAACACUUUUGAGAGAUUCCAAUUGAAAUGGUCUUAUGCAGUACACAAGUUGUACAAACUUUUACGAACUGCAGUGCCACUCAUUUCUUGUUAAUCAGAAACUGUGCUCGUCUCUAAUACAUGCAAAUUGUCUUUAAGGAACCUGAAAAUACAGUGUUAAAGCUGGAAAUACAAUGUUAAGGACUGAAAAAGGUGUAAUAUCGUGAGAGCAGAACAGUUUAAUAGCUUUCACUCCUGUUUUAUCUGAUGGAACUAGCAGGACUUUUCAGUUAUGUAUAUAAUACACUAGUACAAAUUAGUUCCAUUGGAUAAUAACUUAUUGGCCUGUGAGUUUUAUAAUCUGAAUUGCAGCUGUAAUGUAAUAAAAACAGAAUAAGUAAGAAUAAGGAAAGCUCCAGAGAUGGAAAUCGGAUGUUUUCACUGUCAGUACUGGCAGCCAUGCAUGGUGUCUGACACAAAAAUAUAUAUAUAUAUAUACCCUUUUCAGAUAUUUUUACUAUUAAAUAGAAUUUUUGAAACUUUUGUUGGUGCAGACACUUGAUUACUGUUUUACAGAAAUUAUUUGUACAGUGUGCAUAAUCAAGAAGUUGAUGGAACUUUCAUGUAAACCAUAUGAAUGAUAUGUCUUAGAAAUGAUUGGCCACUGUAUGUUAUUUCAUUAAAAUAUAUUACUCAGUG
Messenger RNA from Schistocerca americana (American grasshopper), 8461 nucleotides. It is a transcript of the gene FBXO11, whose product is annotated as F-box only protein 11. The coding region runs from base 79 to 2862 and encodes 927 amino acids. Lineage: Eukaryota; Metazoa; Arthropoda; Insecta; Orthoptera; Acrididae. The transcript is spliced from 11 exons. Gene Ontology annotation, biological process: ubiquitin-dependent protein catabolic process; protein ubiquitination; regulation of apoptotic process. The record is from RefSeq and is a predicted model, not a curated record. Gene Ontology annotation, molecular function: protein binding; zinc ion binding.